AUGCGAGUCGGCAGGUGGAAAAAAAUAUUGUAGUUGAGUUUGGGGUAAUGUCUGUAGGUGAGCGUGGCAUUGGUGCUUCUUUCCGCCCCAAUGUCUCGGGCCUGUGGUAACUAACUACUGCCGGGGAGCAUACGUCAGAAGGCGCGUCGCUUUACUCGCCCGCCUACUCCACCCCAGACGGUCAACCCAUCCCAACAACAUACGGGAUACUACAGUUUACCUUUCCCAGAUACCCUUUUAUCGAGCAGUCCAAAGAGGAGGAUGACAAGAGUGAGCUGCACGCCUACUGUCCUGCCCGGGAUUCGAACCCAGGCCCGCGGAUCCGUAGCUCGGCGUGCUAACCACUACACAACGGUGCAUAAAAGUUAUAUUUUAAUAAAUGAAUGGGUCUGGAAUAUCGUUAUGAGGUCAAUUGACAAGGCAGCAGAGCGUGCGGUCACCGCGGGGAGCCGAGCGAGUUGAGGCGGCGGCUGCGGCGCGGUGAGGAUGCGAUGCGGCAGUGAGCGCUGCGGCGUUGUUGUGUGAGGGUGGAGAAGCGUCGCUCGAGUCAUCGUCUCUUCCUCACUCCCCCUCCUCUCCCCCGUCCUCACUCCGCUGGAUCCUUCUCAGUGCUCAGUCAUCUCCGGCGAUCCAGACAACAAGAAACAGGAAGAUAGAAAAAGUCACCCCACGGAGACAGUUAAUUGGUGGCAGUCAUCACUGCCCCCCCCCCCCCCGUGACCAAUGUGAGGACCAAGGUGAGGACCAGCGCGUGCCAGGACGGGCGAGCGAGGCGGGACGGUCCAGAAGAGGCUCCAGGCGCUUCGGAGUCUCCUGCGGCACGAGGCAGCCACACGGGCCUGCCGCCGCCGCGUUCGUUUACUGCUGUGGCCCCUGAGCUGCCUUGACCGCCGACCGCGCCUUAGUUAGUGCCAUCCACCACCCCGCCGCCAGUACCUUAACCCUUAGGCGCCCCUCCCACCCCUUGCUGCCCUCCCCCUCACCCAGCAGGCGGGGCACCUACAGUGUGUGUGGCACCGCGGCCCCAUGACUCGUAGUGCCUUGUCCUGGAAGCCCCUUCCGUGAGUGCCGCGCCAGACAGUUCUCAAAAACCUCCGCGUCCGUUCUCUCGGCCUCAGGAACCUCCGCCUUCUGCAGGGUGUCCGCCAGGUGACAUCGAGGCUUCUACAUCACCGUCCCGACUGGCAGGUGUUGAAGGAGAUGUCAGGUGCGUGGGCGGCGGCGGCGGCGGCGGGGACGAGGAGGAUGCUGAGGCAGAUGGCGGUGACGGGUCUCCUCCUCUCCUUGACCUUCCACGCCCUUGCCGCGUCGCCCGAGGUUGAGGAACUGGCUGGAGAGGCCGACUUCCGCUCCGUUAGGCUUCAAUGGCGCUACCCCGGCGAGUCCUCCCAGCUGAGACUCUUCCGCAUCAACUACUGUGAGGACCAGCAGUGGGGAAAGUACCGCUGCAAAGACAUGGUCCUGGAGGAGCGCGAGGCCCGCCAGAUGAAGCGUCCAGGCGCCAAGCAGCAGCAGUUCCAGGUGGAGGUGAAGGGGCUGCGCAUGGCUACCAACUACACGAUGGAGGUGACGCCGGUGCUGCGCGGGGACGCCCUCGACCCACCGCUACUCCCCGGCAGCGAGGUGGUCGUCAGGACCAAGGGAUUCUCCGCGCGCGCCAUCCAGUGCCUCGCGAAUUCCAGCGUCGUCGAGGUGGAAACUGGACCCAACUUCGGAGGAAAGAUCUCCGUGGAGGGCAGCGAUGACCCAAGAUGCUGGACGCAGGGGCAGCGGGAGACGGGCCAGACGAAGUACCUGUUGACCAUCGACCACGAGGUGUGCGGCAGCGAGGUCCACAACACCUCCGUCACCACCUUCAUCAUCGUGCAAGAGAACCUGCCCAUCCUGACGCACUCCACCCGGCGCUUCCUAGUCAAGUGCAACUACAUCCCCGAGACCUUCACUGUGCGCGCCGGCGUGAGUCUUCCCAACGAGCAGGACGACGACGAGGACCUGUCCCCCGUGGACCAGGCCAUCUUCGAGCUCGACCCGUCUGAGCUCUUCGACUCCGCCAACAACAUCUUCGACUCGCGACUCUCAGAAGACAUCGGCCGAGCCCUCAAGAUGUCCGCCGAGGAGGUGAACAAAGAGCCUCAGAUGUGGGCCCACCUGGUGCUGAUGGUGAUCCUGGUGAUGGCGGCCGUGGUGGGGCUCUCCUGCGCGGCCUGGCACUUCGUCAGCCACUCCAGGGCACAGAGCCGCCAAGGGUUCAUGUCGCCGCAGGAGGAGCCGCGCGUGCUCCAGGAGAACGAUUCCCUGGAGGCUGUGGUGCGUGACUACGGGCGCAGCGACGCGGGCCAGGAGAGUGUGGGGCAGCCCGUGGCCCUGACGAGUUUCCUGGACGGACUCGAACUGCAGACUGACGAACUGGUCGACCUAAGCCACGACUCCCUCCCAGACGACCUCCUCCACCACUCUCUCGACCCCCCUGACGACCUGCUGGAGGAAGGUCUCGCGUGUGACCCCGACAAUAUCCUCGACGACCCCCUCCACGACUUGCACCUCAGCCUUACCGGCGACCCAGCACUCCAGGACGACCUAAACGACUUCGACGACACUUACCCCGACGACUCACAGGAUUUUGACCUCCACUGUAGUACUGACGACGACCCGAGUUUCCCUGUAGGUUUUGUCGUUCCCAUUGAGACUUUUAACCCAUUGACCCACCCUGAUAAUUGUGACGACGACCUGCUGGUGACCUAUGACCUCCCCUGCCGUAACGAGCCUGUGAUGGUGGUGAUUGAGCCCCAAGCCCUCCCUCACCUGCCCCCUCUCAUGCCACACCUGCCUCAUCCCUCCCUCCCUCACCUCCGUCACCUCUCACACCCUUCCCUCACUCACCACUCUCCCUCACUCUCCCUCCCCGACCUGCACCAUCUUCACCUGUCCAAUAACCUUCCUUUCCACCCACCGGAGUAUGCUGAGGAUGAGGUCUUCCUGAGUCAAGAGGAAGAGGAUGAGAUCGAGAGGCAGGAUAGAAAUGAGGAGGUUCAAUAUAUUAACUGUUUCCCCGUUGGUUCCUCUCCUCCUCCUGUUCCUCUAUCCCGCUCACGUCACCCUUCAUUAGAUACGAAUUGGCGCCUCAGUGAUGGAGAAGGACAGUUUUUCCCUUCGUUCUCGCAGUAAUAAGUUAACAACCCGCCAACUGCAUCCCAGUCGCACGCAACACCCCGGUAACACCCACAGUACUCCUUCGCAGCCCACAUCAACACCCCAGUAAGGCCCAUCCCAGUAAGGCCCCAGCUCACACCACAGUCCGGGCAUACCUCUCGUGCAUCCUGAAAUGUAGUCAGUGCAUAUUACGUCUCUGUCCAGCCAACACCCGAGGGAAGCCGCCGUCCCCGCAAUCACACCGUCUGUUCACAAUUUCCCUCCAGGUCUCAGAAACGCUUUGGUCAAUUUCACAUUCCCAGCAAUCCCAGAAACAUUAAUUUAGGGAAGUGACUUUAAUAAAACCUUAACGCGUCUCCAGCUUUUGUUCAGUUGAUGCAAUUUAAGAGGAACUUGUGAAAGCUGUUAUUCGACUAUUUAUAUUAAUCAUUUACAGUGAAUUUUAAUCAUAUACAGUUAUAUAUAUAUUUUUUGAACUGUCAGAGGAAGGACAAAGAGAGGUUUCAUAAAUAACACAGAACGAACUGACUUAUAAAUACUUUACAGGGAACUCGUUUGAUUUUCUCUCUUACGUUUCCUUUAUCCUAAUUUCCGUGUUGACGCUUAUUUAUACAUUUACCAUAACAAAAGGCUGACGUGAAAAUGUCCAGAGCAAUUCCGUUAAUUUGGGUUCUUCCAAGACCCUUCACACGUUCGACAACUCUUUCCGGGAAGGGAGGAGGAAGAGCGAAUAACAGUAAGCUAAUAACUGCUGGCGUCGCAAUUAGCUUGUAAAUGGUAGUCACAGUUCGCGUGAUUAUUCCGCGCACGAUGACAACAAGGUAUAUAUAGCAGUGUACUUGGGUAUUUUUUAGACAUUCAAAGGACAUGAGGAUAUUGGACGUCGAUUUUACCGUGAGGAUGUUUAAGCAAAAGAAGUUGAUCGCCAUUACUGAUCCGUGUACCAUAACCCCAACGGCGAGGGAAGGAUGGAAUCAAGGUUAAGCUGCGCACUAAAAUAUUUUUAAACGCUCAAAGGGCAUAUGCGUAUUGGAUAUCUGUUUAAGGUGAGAGCUUAUCUAGCGAGAGCAUCUUAUCACCAUUCUUAUAUUUUUCCUUGUACAAUACCCACACCGGCGAGGGAUGGAAAUAAGGGAUCGCUGCGUACCUUCACGUUCUCAGACCUUCAGCCGGGAUAAGAGUAUUUAGCAUAUUUUGAAUGUCUGUGCGUGCAUCAGUUUGUUUCGCGUGGGGCUUUAAACCUCUUCACAUUUACUGUUCCUCGUAAUGCAGACAGCGGCGAGUGAUAUCAGCUGAAUUUAUAGCUGCCCCUCGUAAGCAUAAGCGAGUGUGUGUGUGUGAAGUUCAUAUAAGAGCGUGAAUCACCGUUCGUUGUUAGAAUCACGUUGUUAUGCUGAAUCAAGAAACCUCUCCCCGUAACCCACAGGCAUUAGGGAGUCUCGCUGAAUGAGGCUCACCAACUUUAUCGUGUCUCUUUGCUGCAUUGGUCGAGGCUUAACGAGUGUGCUCUUCGGCGCCUCCUCCCCGCCAUUUGUCUUAAAAUAUACGAAUUUGCAUAUCAGGAAAGGCGCAGCUAAUUGGAGCACCUGGGCAUGUGUAUUUAUAGCCGUGUGUGUGUGUGUGUGUGUGUGUGUGUGUGUGUGUGUGUGUGUGUGUGUGUGUGUACUUCAUAUAUAUACACACGUUCACCAAACCCGUGACAGUGUGAUGUGUUGAAACAAAUAAAUAAAAAAAUUACAAGCUAAGUAAACGGUUACGUAGACUAAUUCCAUAUAUAGAGGAAAAUACUGUUCACUGCAUAUAUAGAAGAGUCAUUGUACACCAUAUUAAUACCUACACACGUUCGCCAAUCCAGGGACCGAGUGAAUAAAAAGGUUUGCAGGCUAAGAAAGGAGAGGUAAUGCACACUGUAUGUAUAAAUAUUGUUCACUUCAUACAGGGAACGAUUACUGUAUACCGUAUAUACUGAAUACUUGUACACUAUAUAAUUUUACACGUUCGCCAAACCCGAGACAGUGUAAUGAAUGCGUUAAUAUAUAAUAAAAACGUUUGCAAGCUAA
Molecule: messenger RNA, 5210 nt
Organism: Eriocheir sinensis (Chinese mitten crab)
Lineage: Eukaryota; Metazoa; Arthropoda; Malacostraca; Decapoda; Varunidae
Exons: 11
Coding region: 1201-3165 (654 amino acids)
Source: RefSeq, a predicted model, not a curated record